AAAUUGCUCCUCCGUUCCUAGUGGCUCCCUUCCCUGGCCCCAACCACCUUCAGCUUCCUUUGGGGACGCACCCCCUCCUGCGAGGAGAAAAUCCCUCUCAAUAACGUAAGUCUCCCUCUUCGUGGCACCCGCAGCUUGGAACCUGCUGGAAGAGUGCGGUGAAAACGAGCAGAAACCUGCCCGCAGCUCAAAUUCGCGCUUCAGCACCAUCAGCCCUGGCCGAGCAUGUGCAGUGCCUCCUCCUUCAGCACUGGGGGCUGACUGGCAGUUGCCCAAAUGCUCAUUAAUCACAAGAAGCUCUGGGCCCCGGGCGCCCCCGGGUCUUGCGCAGAGAGUCUCGGUGGCGGAGAUAUCGGGGCCGGGAUCCUCAAGGGCCUCUGCGCUCGCAGCCAACAUCCUGCGCUCGGUGGAGAAGGGAUCGAUGGUGUUCUGGAUGCGGGUUUCCAGGGAAGAUGCUCUUCGCGGUCCCGCGCCUCCUCGGGAAGAUCGUUGAGAGCGGAGCGCGGGCGCUGGGCACGCCGGCCCCGGAACCGCGGGAGCCCGCGCCGCGCGGGUCUGCACAGCCGAGCCGCCUCCCAGCCCGCUCUCCCCAGUUUGCUUUCCUGCCGCAGUCCGGGCCCGGAUUAAUUCUCUCCACUUGGGGAUGCCUGCUCGGCCGACUGCCGCCCCGGCCCGGAGCCCUGGGCUCACUUCGCAGCCUGCUGCCGAGUUUCACACCGCAGUCCUGCUCAGCAUCCGCCGAGCUUCGCCCCCUUGCCCAAGUCUGCAGAUGGAUGGAUGCGGGGCGCAGGCUUCCCCUGGGCGGGUUAACGCUGGCUCCCGCUAAAGCCCCAAACUCCCACCUCGCGCCUCCCGUUUAUCUGCCCGCCCCCACCACCACUACCGAAGGACGUGCCCCUCUGGUCGUGUCGGGGCUCCCAGCCCAAGCGAGGGGGAGGACACCUCCCUAUCCCCUCCUCCCCAUCCCCGCCGCGGCUCGGGGUUUUACUGCAGCAGCCGGAGGUGACAGCGACGCCUUCGCCUCCUCGGUUGCUCUCAGAGCCCCGGCUUCCCCUGCAUCCGGAAAGCGCCCCCUCCUGAGAGGCUGGUCCCCGGAGAAGUGCUAACGAGCUGCAGAAAACCAAAUUUAAAAAAUGUAGAAGUCGCUGGGCUGCAUUCCUCCGAGGACGAGCCUGAUCGCCCAGGACAGAGUGGCAGUGUGUGGGAAGUUGGGACCGUAGAGCAAAGGGGGGAGGGGAGUGGUGCAGCCGGCAUUCUCCUCUGGAAGCAAUCGCUGGGAGCAGUGCGGUUGGACACAAGUUUGCGCGGGAGUGUUUUCCUUUUGUCAAUAAUUAAUCACCGGAAUCGGUCUGGCAGAACUGGAGUUUUAGCAAUAGUGCAGAGGGCGGGGCCGAACACCUAACUCCAGGAGGCUCUGAGGCGCCCGGCGCAGUGGGAAGCUCGCAGCAGCUGGGGAGGAGCCAAAGCCUGGGUGCUCACCUAAGCCGCAGGGAGAUACACCCAACCGGGAGAUGAAGAAACAGCAACCCAGAGAAGAGGAGUAACCCACACAGGAUCAUUCCACAGAGGGACAAGGACAAGAACCCGGCUCUGGACCCUCCUCGGCAGGAUUCCAUCCAGGAUAACACAUUAUAUCUAGUUGUCAUGUUUCCAUAGGCUCCUUUGAGCUGUGACAGGUUUUCACAUUUUGCUCGCUUCUGAUGACCUUGAGAGUUUUAAAGAGUACUGAUCAGGUGGAGGAGGGCUGCAAGAUCAAGCCUCUGCAAUUUCCACAAGGUGUACAACACAGUGAUUCAACGCACUCACCAGUGCUCAGCACGGACAGACUUUCUGCAGCUUGAAGGAGCCAACAAUGGAUUUCAAGCGUGUGAAGGACUAUUUCUCCUGGCUCUACUAUCAAUACCAAAUCAUUAGCUGCUGUGCUGUCUUGGAGCCCUGGGAGCAAUCCAUGUUCAAUACCAUCUUACUGACCAUUUUUGCUAUGGUGGUGUACACCGCCUAUGUUUUUAUCCCAAUCCACAUUCGUCUGGCUUGGGAAUUUUUCUCCAAAAUAUGUGGCUAUCACAGUACAAUUUCUAAUUGAUUCUGUUUGCAUUCUGUGAAUCAGCUUUGCCUAUGUAUAUGUUGCUUACAACUUACCGGUUUACGUGAAUAUGUGUCUUCUUUCAUUGUCUGAUCUGAAAAACUCUCUUGUCUAUGCACUCUUAUAUCUUGCCUGCAGUGUGGGAUAGAUGUCUUUUAGGUUUUUUUGUACAUGCUACAUGGUGCAUCAGUCCGUAUAAUGCAUACACCUUGCCUCACAUACCAACCAUAUUCUUUCAACUUAAAUCUACAACUUUAGAUUUUUUUUUUAAUCAGGAAAUUUCAUAUAAAAUUUUUCUGAAAAGUAGGCUCAUAAGAGACCUACCAGAAUCAUGUUUAAAAUGGUCCCUUGAUAUUUAUUCUGUACUAAAGGGUAUAUUUUUUAAAAAAAAAUUUGUUCAUAAGCUCCUGUCAAGAGUAUCCUAUCCUUGUUUACACAUAUAAAAAGGUGUGAAUAAAUUAUAUGGGCCCCCUAAAGUCUUAUUUUCUAGCAAACUGCUGAUACCUAAAAUUCUUUUACUUCAAGUGCAAAAGAAUAGGCGGGAGGCAAUUAUCUCUUUUCAGAAUGGUUCAUAAAUUAUUUCAAACGCCUCUAAAAGUCUGGCGUUAUAAGAGUUUAAAAUCAACAACGUUGAUUUUAGAUAACCCAGUAAGUAUUAUAAUACAAAAAAUAUUAAGUGUAAAGAACAAAAUAUAAUCAAAGUAAAUUCAGAUAUCAUGACUUGUGAUGCUGCCUUGCCUUGCAUGAUGCCAGGGGGAAAAAGAGAAAAGAAAUUGCUUUCUUUCUGUGAUUUCACUCAGUGGAGGAGGGUGGGGGGAAGCACGUAUUGGGCUACAGGAAGAAAAGCUAAUAAAUAGGCUGGAAGUAAUAUUCUACCAGCAGGAACUCGACAGCUCCAGUUAAAUGCUUUGAUACAGUGGCUCUUUUGCAGAGCAAAAACAAGAUUUAUUAAAUUUCCUUCAAAGUGUUUAUCUUAAAACAAAUAUAAGUUUUUAAUUGUACUGCUGAAUCAAAUGUGAAUGCCAAAGACCAAACCUUACAGUUUGUCUUUCCUUUCAAUAAAUAGUAAGGUUCGUAAUUCUGAGGGUCAAAAUGUAAAUAGUUUUUGGACAGUAUUUGCACCCAUGUUUGUGUUAUGGAAAAACAUUUCCAAGGAAGGCUAGAGAGAAAGAUGUUUGGCAUGCCAAAUUAACAUGCAUGUUUGUUAAAAAAAACAAAACAAAACCAAAAACACGUGUUUUGAAGAUAAACCAGAUCUGAACCUGGACUUGUUGAUUUUUGCAAAAUA
Molecule: messenger RNA, 3371 nt
Organism: Leptonychotes weddellii (Weddell seal)
Lineage: Eukaryota; Metazoa; Chordata; Mammalia; Carnivora; Phocidae
Source: RefSeq, a predicted model, not a curated record